Messenger RNA from Aspergillus chevalieri, 369 nucleotides. RefSeq names its product mitochondrial 37S ribosomal protein bS6m. The record is from RefSeq and is a predicted model, not a curated record. Bases 1 to 369 code for a protein of 122 amino acids. The transcript is spliced from 3 exons. NCBI's taxonomy places the organism in Eukaryota, Fungi, Ascomycota, Eurotiomycetes, Eurotiales, Aspergillaceae. Gene Ontology annotation, molecular function: small ribosomal subunit rRNA binding; structural constituent of ribosome. Gene Ontology annotation, cellular component: ribosome; mitochondrial small ribosomal subunit. Gene Ontology annotation, biological process: translation.
AUGUUGUACGAAUUGAUUGCUAUUGUCCGUCCGGGCAGCCUCCAUGAGGUCCGAGAAAUUGCGCGUAACGCUGGUAUCCAAGUUCUCCGGUCUGGCGGCGUAGUCCGCGGCUACACGAACUGGGGCACCUUCCGAUUGCCCAGGCCCACCACGAAGCAUCAAGCCCGGUAUACAGAUGGUCACCACUUCAUCAUGCGAUUCGAUGCAUCGGGGCCGGUGCAGACGGCCGUUCGGAGAACCCUCGGUCUUGACCCGCGGAUGAUUCGUUUCUCGGUGGUGAAACUCGGCGACAAGCUCGAGGAGAUCAAGAAUGUGGGAGGGCAAGUCGAGUGGAAUAAUAACCGCAACAUUGCCGACACUUUCAGAUAA